Hepatospora eriocheir is the source of this 222-nucleotide messenger RNA. The record is from the annotation of a GenBank genome assembly. NCBI's taxonomy places the organism in Eukaryota, Fungi, Microsporidia, Hepatosporidae.
AUGAGAUUUAAUGAAAAAUAUUUAAAUCCAUCCAUUAAAUAUAAAGGAAAGUGUUUAAUGUUACGGGAUUGCUUCUCAUACAAAGGUGUUGGUAAAAUAGAAAUGAUUAAGUUUAAAAUGACAACUAUGUUAUAUACUCAAUUUUUAAACAAAAAUUCAUGUUUAUCUAUAAAAAUUUGGACAUGGGUGACGAUUUUAUCUUAUAACAUGAUAAUUAUCUAA